Messenger RNA from Clavispora lusitaniae ATCC 42720, 1065 nucleotides. It is a transcript of the gene HPD1, whose product is annotated as Hpd1p. Lineage: Eukaryota; Fungi; Ascomycota; Pichiomycetes; Serinales; Metschnikowiaceae. The record is from RefSeq and is a predicted model, not a curated record. Gene Ontology annotation, cellular component: mitochondrion. Gene Ontology annotation, molecular function: NAD binding; NADP binding; 3-hydroxyisobutyrate dehydrogenase activity. Gene Ontology annotation, biological process: L-valine catabolic process.
AUGCUUCGUUCAGUUCGUUUCUUUUCAGGCUCUAUUGCCGCGUCCAAGAAUUUCGGGUUCAUUGGCUUGGGCCAGAUGGGCCAACACAUGGCUAGACAUAUAUACAACCAAUUGGAGCCACAAGAUACCUUGUAUGUUUACGACGCUGUGCCGCUGGCAACAGACGCCUUUGUGGAGAAAAAUUCCACGCCAGAAAAGGCCUCUCAGUUGGUGCCUUUGAAAAGCCUUUCUCUGUUUGUCACUGAUGUCGACUCGCAGUUAGACUUUAUCAUUACCAUGGUGCCAGAAGGCAAGCAUGUCAAAGCGGUCAUUCAGGACUUGGUUCUGAGCUACCAGAAACAGCCGCUGUUACAGCCAAUGACCUUCUUGGACUCUUCCACCAUAGACAUCAGCACUUCACGUGAAGUACACGAAUUUGUCAAGAGUACCAUUCCUUCGUUUGAUUUCAUCGACACACCAGUUUCCGGCGGAGUGGCAGGCGCAAGGAAAGCCAGUCUCUCAUUCAUGCUCUCCAGGGAAACUAUAGAGGAUGUUUCGCCUGCGUUGACGUCUCUCUUGAACAAAAUGGGGAAAAACAUUUUCGCCUGCGGCCCAAGCCAUGGAUCUGGGCUCGCGGCGAAAUUAGCCAACAACUAUUUAUUGGCAGUGACAAACUUGGCAGUGGCAGACUCAUUUCAGUUGGCAAAUACUUUCAACUUGAAUUUGCAGCAGUACGCUAAGCUUGUAGCUGUGUCUACGGGAAAAUCGUGGGCCUCGGUUGACAAUUGCCCUAUUGCAGGUGCCUAUCCAAAAGAAUACAAUUUGCCCGCAGAUUCAGGGUACGAAGGCGGAUUCAUCACAAAAUUGACAAAGAAAGAUCUUGUUUUGGCCACAGACUGCGCGGCAGAGUACAAUCGCUUUUUGUUCCUUGGUGACAUCAGCAGGAAAUGGUACCUCAAGGCAUGUGAGAGAGAAGACUUGGGAAGCCGAGACUUGGGUGUCUUGUUUGAGUGGCUCGGACAGAUUGAAGAGAGAAAUGGAGAGGUUGUCGACACGAAAACGUCCGAACCUUUGAAAAUCAACUGA